CUACGGCGGAAAUCGAAGCAAAUGAUGCCCUCACAGCAUCAUCCGUUGUUCCCCUACCCAAAGCAAAAAAACAUCGCAUACCAACCCGCAAUGGACAGACGCACUCAUGAAGUCCCCAUGGACUUUGAAUGGCAGACCAGCGGCCCUGCAGACGUCACCUCGCCCUUCUACCAAUUAACCCAGAAGCAACAGGGCCUGAAGCGCGGCUUCGAAUCGCCCUCCAAACCCCCACCCCCCUCACAAUCGGCCUUCUUCUCCGCCGCGCCCUCCAACACCGCAACCCCCUUCCGCAACCCAUCCUUCACCACCCCCCGCAAACCCUUCGACGUAGACCUCUUCUCCGAAGCCUCCGGCGCCGAAUCCUCCCCCGCCGACAACGCAGACACAGAAGACACCCCCGACCACCCCCGGCCCUCCUACCGCGCCCCCAUCGCAAUGCCGGCGUUCACCUCCACCAAGCUGGACAAGAAACCCAUCUUCGGCCGCUACGGCCUCUCUGCCCUCGGAUCGCCAGGCCGCGACACACCCCGCCGCGGCAAGCUCUCUGACGCCGUCGCCCAGAAAGCGCGGAAGCGGCGCCGUCACGAUAGAGAUCCCGUCAUCCACUCCCGCCGCGGAAGCAUCGACAGCGGGUCAUCUUCCGAAUCCGCAUCGCGCCGACACAGUCCACACAACUCUCACCACUCUUCCCGCGGUAGCGGCAGCGGAAGUGGAAGCCAAAACUGGUUCUCCUCCCUCCUAAGCGGCAUCGAAUCGCGCCCCAACCUCCCGCACCUCCUCUCCUACUACGCCCAACUGAUCCUCAACUCCUUCCUCGUCGCCGUAGCAAUGUACCUAAUCUACACCUCCAUCCGCACCAUCCAAUCCGACGUCUCCAAAGAAGAAGCCCGCGCCAUCGACGAAGCCCACCACGAAAUCGCAGUCUGCACCUCCCACUGGACGACCAACAACUGCGCUCCCCACCUGCGCGUCCCCGCCGUCGCGGCGGCGUGCAGGGAGUGGGAGGUCUGCAUGCAAGCCGACCCCACACAAGUCGGCCGCGCUAAGAUCUCCGCUCACACAUUCGCGCGGAUAGUGAAUGAGUUUAUCGAGCCGAUUAGUCUGAAGACUAUGCUCUUCGUCGUCGCUACCUUUCUCGUCUUCGGAUACGUGAAUAACACCGCCUUCGCAGCGUAUAGGAGUAAAAUAGAUACCCACCCCCCCCAGCAGCAGUUCUUCCACCAGCCGCCACCGCCGCCGUCGCCCUGGCCGAGUCAGCAGGCGGGAGAGUAUGGGUGGGGUGCUAUUGCGCCGCCGCCGACGCCGAGACAUGCGUCGGGGGGGUAUGGGGAUGGGAAUGGGGGGCCGAUGUUUGCGGCGUUGAUGCCGCCGCAGACGCCGCAGAGGAGUCCGAGGAAGGGGGGGAGAUGA
Messenger RNA from Pseudogymnoascus verrucosus, 1410 nucleotides. RefSeq lists its product as uncharacterized. Gene Ontology annotation, biological process: nuclear envelope organization; lipid homeostasis. Bases 22 to 1410 code for a protein of 462 amino acids. The record is from RefSeq and is a predicted model, not a curated record. Gene Ontology annotation, cellular component: nuclear envelope; nuclear membrane. NCBI's taxonomy places the organism in Eukaryota, Fungi, Ascomycota, Leotiomycetes, Thelebolales, Thelebolaceae. The transcript has 2 exons.